GAAUAAACAACAUGAGUUCCAUGGGAUACGUAUUUGUACUGAUGUGCUUUUGGAUUGGUUCGAGUGUCGGUGGUUCCAGAGAUCCCCUUCUUGUGGAGCUCCAAAAUGGACAACUACGGGGACGCGAUAAUGGAAACUACUACAGCUACGAAUCCAUUCCGUAUGCAGAACCUCCUACUGGUGAUCUCCGCUUCGAAGCUCCGGAACCCUAUAGCCGCCAAUGGAAUGAAACCUUUGAUGCCACCCACCCACCUGUGCUGUGCCUGCAAUCGAUAAUAAAUACCACUAUAGGACAGGAGGACUGUCUGACAGUUAGCAUCUACAAGCCCAAGAACUCUAGUCGUGACAGUUUCCCCGUGGUAGCGAAUAUCCAUGGAGGUGCCUUCAGUCGAGGCGGAGCAGUGCAAAAUGGACACGAGAAUGUUAUGCGGGAAGGCAGCUUUAUUCUCGUCAAGAUAAGCUAUCGCCUUGGAGCUCUGGGCUUCGCCAGCACUGGUGAUACUCAUUUACCCGGAAACUAUGGCUUGAAAGACCAGCGCUUGGCCCUCGAUUGGAUAAAGAAGAACAUAGCCCACUUCGGAGGAGAACCGGAGAACAUAGUUGUCCUUGGUCACUCUGCAGGAGGGGCAUCGGUGCAUCUACAGCUUCUACAGGAGGACUUUGGCCAGUUAGCCAGAUCUGCCAUUUCCUUAAGUGGCAACGCCUUAGAUCCUUGGGUCAUCCAGAAAGGAGCUCGUUUCCGAGCCUUCGAACUGGGUCGCAUUCUGGGAUGUGGACAUUUGGAUGACUCUGGGGCCCUGAAGAACUGCCUGAAAUCCAAGCCGGCUAUAGAUAUCGUGACAGCGGUACAUAGUCUGUUAGUCCUCCCAAAAGUUCCCUUCGCUCCUUUCGGUCCUGUGGUGGAGUCUUCUGAAGUUCUCAAUUCUUUUCUAUCACAAAGCCCUGAAGAGAUAAUUAAAAGUGGAAAGUUUGGAAGCGUUCCAUGGAUAGUAAGCUAUGUGACUGAAGAUGGUGGCUACAAUGCUGCCUCGCUAUUGGAGGAAUCCUAUCCAGGAGGGCCUACUCUUAUAGAGAAACUCAAUGAUCGGUGGUUCGACUGGGCUCCGUAUUUACUUUUCUAUAGAGAUGCAAAGAGAACUAUCCAGGAAAUGGAUGACUACUCCAGGAAACUGAGACAAAAGUAUCUUGGGGAUCGGAAGUUUAGCGUGGAAAGCUACUUUGACUUGCAGCAAAUGUUUACGGAUGUCCUUUUCAAGAACAGCACUCAGGAUUCGUUGUUCCUUUAUCGAAAAUACGGCAAAAGUCCUGUUUAUGCUUAUGUCUAUGAUAAUCCUGCUGACAAAGGAGUGGCGCAGGUUCUAACUAAGCGUAGAGACAUACAAUUUGGAACUGUGCAUGGCGACGAUUACUUUUUAAUGUUCGAAAGCGCUUUGAGAGAUUCUCUACGUUCCGAUGAGGAAAAGAUAUCAAAAAACUUCAUUAAAAUGAUAACGAACUUUGCUGUUUUCGAUGAAGGUCCUUUAUCCUUUGGGGACUGCACUUUUCACGAUAAUGUUGGCAGUGAAAAGUUUAAUUUACUUUCGAUAACUCGCACCGGUUGUGAAAAUAAACAAUUUAUAGAAUUUCCUUAAAAUUUGCAAACUUUCUGUAAUGAUU
Molecule: messenger RNA, 1656 nt
Organism: Drosophila bipectinata
Lineage: Eukaryota; Metazoa; Arthropoda; Insecta; Diptera; Drosophilidae
Product: esterase-5B-like
Source: RefSeq, a predicted model, not a curated record